GUCCUUGCGUGUCUUCCCCAGCCUAUCAUUUUCUUUGAUGUCCAAACAAUGAGUUAGACAAAGAUACUUAAUUUAUCUCUCACCAUUAUUAUUCAUCUCUAUCUGCUAAAUCUGUAACUCCCCAUUUCAGCUUUCCAUCUUUCUUUUUUCUCCUAAAAAUCCGUGUCAUUCUUCAUCUUGCACUUCUUUAAACUUCAAAUCUUGAGGUUUGUGAGUGAUUAAGCAAGACCCAUUUGGUUUUUACUGUUCCUGAGAAGCUUUAGGAUUGAUUACACACCUCAGUUUGAUUUAAAGGACCUUUUGUUUCCACAUCAUGGAAGGAGAAACAUCCUGGGUUAGUCAUUCUUUUCAUGACAAUGUAAGAGAUAUGGCAGAGGUCAAGUCAUUUUCUGAGCGCAGUUAUGAGGUCAGUACAGAACUUACAGUUCCAAUUGAUUUAAUUUUGCCGGAUGACUUGCUCGAGCGGAUUUUGGCAUAUCUCCCCAUUGCAAGUAUUUUUAGGGUAGGGUGUGUAUGUAAAAGAUGGAAUGAAGUUGUAAGUUCAAGAAGGUUUUUGUGGAACUUUACCCAUGUUCGGGUACACAGACCAUGGUAUUUUAUGUUUACUAGCUCCGAUGAACCAGUUGGUUAUGCCUAUGAUCCCAUUCUUAGAAAGUGGUAUGGCUUUGAGUUGCCCUGCAGCGGGACUUCCAGUUGGUUUAUUGCUUCUUCGUGUGGUUUAGUUUGCUUCAUGGAUAACGAUAGCAGAGGUGAGCUAUAUGCAUGCAAUCCAAUCACCAGACACUACAGGAAGCUCGAGAAGCCUCCAGGUUCAAAAUUUUCCGAUUAUAGUGCGUUGGCAAUCUCAGUGAACAAGGUAUCACACAGCUAUAGUGUCUCUGUUGUAAGAUCUAAGCAAGUCCCAGGAAAUUUCUUACAGUAUGAAGUUUCAGUUCAUGUCUAUGACUCUGGAACAAUGUUGUGGGCUACCACUUCACCAGAAAUUUUGACUGGUUGGAGAGGUGGUGAGGAAAGUGUGAUCUGUGAUGGGGUUUUAUACCUGUUGGUUUACUCAAGUGGGGGUGGCAAUCCAGAGAAUCGUCAUGGACUAUUAACAUAUAGUCUAUUCAGUCACUUAUCGCAUGGUUUGUUAAUGAAAAAUUUUAUCCCAAUGCCAUGCCCCCUCACUUGUGGCCGUUUGAUGAACGUGAAGGAAAAGUUGGUAAUGGUAGGAGGAAUAGGGAAGCAAGAUCGACCUGGGAUAAUUAAGGGCAUCGGGAUUUGGGUUCUGAGUGGCAAGGAGUGGCAGGAGAUUGGCCGUAUGCCCCACAAAUUCUUCCAGGGAUUUGGAGAGUUUGAUGAUGUUUUUGCUAGCAGUGGUACAGGUGAUCUCAUAUACAUCCAAAGCUAUGGAGCUCCUGCUCUUCUUUCUUUUGAUUUCAACCAGAAGCAAUGGAAGUGGUCCCAAAAAUGCCCCGUAACCAAGAGGUUCCCACUUCAGCUCUUUACUGGGUUUUGCUUUGAGCCUAGACUUGAAAUUGCCCCCUAAAUUACAUCAUGUUGCAUAUAUUAUAUCUUGUUACUGACAAACUUGUCAAGGGUUCGGACCUUUUUUUUUACUGUCCUUAUAGUUUUGGUCUUUACUUUUAGUCUCCAUGAAGUGUCUGAAAGGCAUAGUGAAAAUUAAUCAGCCAGUGAGACUGCGCAAUCAUGUAACCAGAAAAUCAUUGUUUUUGCUGAUAUGGGGACAGUAAACUAGAGUUUAAUACAGGUUAUUUUAUCCAUGAUAAUUACUGUUUUUAGAUUUA
This is a messenger RNA of Daucus carota subsp. sativus, 1787 nucleotides long. RefSeq names its product F-box/kelch-repeat protein At3g61590. The transcript has 2 exons. Lineage: Eukaryota; Viridiplantae; Streptophyta; Magnoliopsida; Apiales; Apiaceae. Gene Ontology annotation, molecular function: protein binding. The record is from RefSeq and is a predicted model, not a curated record. Bases 314 to 1528 code for a protein of 404 amino acids.